AUCAUAUCAAACUCAACACUCUUCACUUCGUUAUAUCCGCCUCCUCCUUGUUUAACAACUAUCUCUCUCGAUUUCUCCGAUCUCACGGAGCUCUCUGCAAUGUCUCACUCUAUCCAAUUCUCAACUCCUUCGCGCACUCUCCACCUCCCUCACUCACGUCUCCACCGUCCUCUCUCUUCCUUCUCCUUCCGCCAAUUCCCUCUAACCUCCACCUUCAAGCACACCUCACUCCGAGCUUCCUCCUCUCCGUCUCCCGAUUCCUCCUCCUCAUCGUCGGUUCUUCACUCUCCCAACGGCACUCCGGCCGUCAAAUCAGAGGAGAGAUCCUCCGGGAUAGACGUCGAUACAGUGACGGAAGCCGAGCUUAAAGAGAACGGAUUCAGAAGCACGAGGAGGACGAAGCUGAUCUGCACCAUCGGGCCCGCCACGUGCGGGUUCGAGCAGCUCGAAGCGCUCGCAGAAGGAGGCAUGAACGUGGCGAGGCUCAACAUGUGCCACGGCACUCGGGACUGGCACCGCAAUGUUAUCCGUAGCGUUAGGAGGCUUAACGAGGAGAAAGGAUUCGCGGUUGCGAUCAUGAUGGAUACUGAAGGUAGUGAGAUUCACAUGGGAGAUCUCGGCGGCGAAGCGUCUGCUAAAGCAGAGGAUGGUGAGGUUUGGACGUUUACUGUUAGAGCCUUUGAUGCUUCUCGUCCUCAACGUACCAUUAGUGUCAGCUAUGAUGGUUUCGCUGAAGAUGUAAGAGUUGGUGAUGAGCUUCUUGUUGAUGGUGGAAUGGUUAGAUUUGAUGUGAUUGAGAAGAUUGGUCCUGAUGUCAAGUGUCUAUGUACCGACCCUGGGUUGUUGCUUCCUCGCGCUAACUUGACUUUCUGGAGAGAUGGGAGUCUUGUUCGUGAGCGUAACGCUAUGCUUCCAACCAUUUCCUCCAAGGACUGGUUGGAUAUUGAUUUUGGAAUUGCUGAAGGUGUGGACUUCAUUGCUGUAUCCUUUGUCAAGUCUGCUGAAGUAAUUAAUCAUCUUAAAAGUUAUCUUGCCGCUCGUCCCGGUGGAGGGGACAUAGGAGUGAUUGCAAAGAUCGAGAGUAUUGAUUCACUGACCAACUUGGAGGAAAUCAUCCUAGCAUCAGAUGGAGCUAUGGUUGCAAGAGGUGACCUGGGAGCUCAGAUACCUCUUGAGCAAGUUCCAGCAGCUCAACAGAAGAUAGUCAAAGUCUGCAGAGAGCUUAACAAACCCGUCAUUGUCGCCUCACAGCUACUCGAGUCCAUGAUUGAGUACCCAACUCCAACCAGAGCAGAAGUAGCCGACGUUUCCGAAGCAGUAAGGCAGAGAUCAGACGCGUUGAUGCUCUCUGGAGAAUCAGCUAUGGGUCAGUUCCCGGACAAGGCUCUCACGGUUCUUAGGAGCGUCAGUCUGAGAAUCGAAAGAUGGUGGAGGGAAGAGAAACGCUACGAGGCUACACCACUUCAAGCCAUAAGCUCUGCUUCUUCAGACAAAAUCUCUGAAGAAAUCUGCAACUCUGCUUCUAAAAUGGCUAACAAUCUUGGAGUGGACGCGGUCUUCGUGUACACAAAGAACGGACACAUGGCGUCUCUAGUCUCCCGAUGCCGCCCUGACUGCCCGAUCUUUGCUUUCACGAACACAACCUCGGUGAGAAGACGCUUAAACCUACAAUGGGGACUGAUCCCAUUCCGUCUAAGCUUCUCAGAGGACAUGGAGAGCAACUUGAACAAAACAUUCUCUUUACUGAAAUCAAGGGUAUGAUCAAGUCGGGUGACCUCGUGAUCGCUGUCUCUGACAUGCUGCAAUCCAUCCAGGUCAUGAAGGUUCCCUAGAUUUCACUCUCUUUUAACA
Molecule: messenger RNA, 1851 nt
Organism: Brassica oleracea var. oleracea
Lineage: Eukaryota; Viridiplantae; Streptophyta; Magnoliopsida; Brassicales; Brassicaceae
Product: plastidial pyruvate kinase 1, chloroplastic-like
Exons: 6
Coding region: 100-1761 (553 amino acids)
Biological process (GO): glycolytic process
Cellular component (GO): chloroplast stroma; cytoplasm
Molecular function (GO): pyruvate kinase activity; potassium ion binding; magnesium ion binding
Source: RefSeq, a predicted model, not a curated record